Messenger RNA from Boleophthalmus pectinirostris (great blue-spotted mudskipper), 1070 nucleotides. RefSeq lists its product as uncharacterized. The annotation marks the transcript as partial. Gene Ontology annotation, molecular function: pyrroline-5-carboxylate reductase activity. The transcript is spliced from 4 exons. The record is from RefSeq and is a predicted model, not a curated record. NCBI's taxonomy places the organism in Eukaryota, Metazoa, Chordata, Actinopteri, Gobiiformes, Gobiidae. Gene Ontology annotation, biological process: L-proline biosynthetic process.
CAACCGCUCCGCUGUGAAUGAGGCACCGCAGCGGGGAUCCAGGCGACACUCCGUGUAUUAUGAUUUCCCAGUCAACAGCAAACACGUGCUAUGCAUUUGUGGUUUUAUUUAAUCUGGGAUUACUAGCAAAGUAAACGCAUGUUACACCUAGUUCCGUUCCCGAAAUGUUUACAGUGAGCUUGUGACAUUAACGUUUACAAGCGAAAGCUGAUUCUGGACAUGUUGGCGACUGCUACAAUGCUAGCCAUUUGUUAGCUAGCUUAAUCCAGACUGAUUCAAGGCUCCACAGCAUCUGUGCUUUACAGUAAACAGUCAUCGCCACCACAACAAUGGAGUACGCUGUAAUGAAGAAGCAACACUACUGGGAUGUAGAGGAAACGGAGAUCUUUUUGCAAAUCCUAAAAGAGUUGGACAUUAAAGCGUGCUUGGACGGUAGGAAAGUGAGGAACGGUGGAGUGUUUAGGAUGGCCCAGAGGAGAAUGGCAGCAGCUGGCUUUGACAGGACGGCGGAGCAGUUGAGGGUUCGCUGGAAAUUUCUGAAAAAAUGCUAUUACAAGUCUCAGCAGGAUCCCAGCAAUGAAGCCAAAAUCCAGGGUUGGUUGCGCUAUGAAAAGGCAAUGGUCUCUAUUUUGGAGUCCAAACAAUCUAUGGUCAACUCCAGUGUGAACUGCGAAGGCAAUGAUGAUAUGGUUGAGGACUCUGAUGGAGAUCACGAUGGAGACUCCUCAAUGCUGCCCAUGCCAGACGCCUUUACGCAGCCCCUUCAGGACAGUUCAACACUGAACCUGGAAUUAAUUAUUAAAAUGGACCCUGAAGCAGACUCUCAUCUAAGGAUUGGUUUCAUUGGGGCAGGAAACAUGGCUUUUGGCAUUGCAAAGGGUAUCAUAUCAGGAAAUGUUUUGCCAGCCAACAUUAAAGUCAGUGCACCAUCCAAGAGAAACUUUGGACGCUUUCAGGAAAUUGGAAUUACUGGCACAAAUUCUAAUGUGGAGCUGGUGUGUGGUUCUGAUAUUGUUUUCGUGGCAGUUAAACCUCACUUGGUUCGUGACGUUCUUAAUGGAAUCUCUGCA